Messenger RNA from Helobdella robusta, 654 nucleotides. RefSeq lists its product as hypothetical. The record is from RefSeq and is a predicted model, not a curated record. The transcript has a single exon. The annotation marks the transcript as partial. Gene Ontology annotation, biological process: cell-matrix adhesion. NCBI's taxonomy places the organism in Eukaryota, Metazoa, Annelida, Clitellata, Rhynchobdellida, Glossiphoniidae.
AUGUUCCAUUUACACGUUCUUAAAGCUCUUCCAAAUCUGUAUCCACAUGGAUUACAAGCACAAGAUGCCGCCCUGGCUAAACAAGACGAUGCUUUUACGACAAUUAACAUCAAUUUUGAAUUUCCGUUUUUUGGGAAAACCUUCUCUCAGAUUCACAUAAGCACAAAUGGAAUUAUUUUUUUCGGACAAGGUAGCACUCAAUACGUGCCAACUCCUUUUCCAAUUAACGGUACACUAUCGGUUGCAGCAUACUGGGUUGACAGUGAUCCAAGAAUGGGUGGUGAUAUUUAUUACAGAGAAGAAUUUGAUCCUGCUAUAUUGAAUCAAAUAAAUAGAUUUAUAAAAAGUAAAUUUGUUCAGUUUAAUACGUUCACGAGCUCAUGGUCACUUAUUGUAACGUUUAGCAACGUCUCUAGAUAUGAUUGUCAAGGAAGUGCCGAAUAUCCAUGUCAAAACGUAGUCAACCAUCAAACCAUCCUAACUAGCAACGGCAUACAUUCGUUUGUAAUCUUCCUUUACGACAGACUGGAAUAUUCAAAUGCUCAGAUUGGAUUCAAUGCCGGUGAUGGAAAAAGAUUUUACCAGGUUGAUUACUCUAAUACGGUUAAUAUAUCAAAAUACGCUUUAGAAAAUAGUAAUGUUGGUUCUCCAGGA